This is a messenger RNA of Erinaceus europaeus (western European hedgehog), 3554 nucleotides long. RefSeq names its product methyltransferase 9, His-X-His N1(pi)-histidine (gene METTL9). The transcript has 5 exons. Gene Ontology annotation, molecular function: protein-L-histidine N-pros-methyltransferase activity. Bases 538 to 1509 code for a protein of 323 amino acids. NCBI's taxonomy places the organism in Eukaryota, Metazoa, Chordata, Mammalia, Eulipotyphla, Erinaceidae. The record is from RefSeq and is a predicted model, not a curated record.
GCCCAGCUGCAGCCCGACCAGGUGCCAGUCCCGCCGGGGUGCCGACUGUGGGUGCGACCCCGGCGAGGGAAGCACAGAGUCCCGCGGGCACGAGCCUCGACUACCUGGCGGCCGCCAAGCGCGCAAGCCGCCCCCGCCAUCCCCCAGCGCCGCCGCCCGGCGAGCCGGCGCACAGACAGCGCUCGCCCUCGGCCCCGCCUCCCGCGGCGGGGAGAGGAAGCGGGUCGGGAGCGCGCGCGCGCGGACGGGAAGCGGGGGACGCGCGGAGGGCGCACGGACGUGCUCCGGCUGGAAGCGGGAGCCCGCGCCGCUCGGGUUCCGCGGGCGGAAAGGAAAGGGGGCGGCGGGAAGGCAGCGCGCCGCCCGCCCCUCCCCAUCCCCCGCCUGGGCCCUGCAGGGGCUGGAUGGGCGAGUCGGGCGCGAUGGCUCGGGCCCCGGCGGCGGAGGAGGCGGCGGCGGCGGCGGUCGGAGGCGGCGGCGCCUCGGCGUCCUCGGCCAGGCGCCGGCGGUGAUCCGAGCGAGCGGCCGCGGCCCCCGAUGAGACUGCUGGCGGGCUGGCUGCGCCUGAGCCUGAGCCUGAGCCUGAGCCUGAGCCUGAGCCUGAGCCUGGCGGCCGUGUGGCUGGCGCGGAGGAUGUGGACGCUGCGGAGCCCGCUCAGCCGCUCCCUGUACGUGAACAUGACGAGCGGCCCGGGCGGCAGGAAGGAGAACCACCAGUGGUAUGUGUGCAACAGAGAGAAAUUAUGCGAAUCACUCCAGGCUGUCUUUGUGCAGAGUUACCUUGAUCAAGGAACGCAGAUCUUCUUAAACAACAGCAUUGAAAAAUCGGGCUGGCUAUUUAUCCAGUUAUAUCACUCUUUCGUGUCAUCCGUUUUUAGCCUGUUUAUGUCUAGAACAUCUAUAAAUGGGUUGCUAGGAAGAGGCUCAAUGUUUGUGUUUUCACCUGAUCAGUUUCAGAGACUGCUUAAAAUCAAUCCAGACUGGAAAACACAUAGACUCCUUGAUUUAGGUGCUGGUGAUGGAGAAGUCACAAAAAUCAUGAGUCCUCAUUUCGAAGAAAUAUAUGCCACUGAACUUUCUGAAACUAUGAUAUGGCAGCUGCAAAAGAAGAAAUACAGAGUGCUGGGUAUAAACGAAUGGCAGAAUACAGGCUUCCAAUACGAUGUCAUCAGCUGCUUGAAUUUGCUGGACCGGUGUGAUCAACCCCUGACUUUGUUAAAAGAUAUCAGAAGUGUCUUGGAGCCAACUCGAGGCAGGGUCAUCCUUGCCCUGGUCUUACCCUUUCACCCCUAUGUGGAAAACGUAGGUGGCAAGUGGGAGAAACCAUCAGAGAUUCUGGAAAUCAAGGGACAGAACUGGGAAGAACAAGUGAACAGUCUGCCUGCAGUCUUCAGAAAAGCCGGCUUUGCCAUCGAAGCUUUCACCAGACUGCCCUACCUGUGCGAAGGCGACAUGUACAACGACUACUAUGUUCUGGACGACGCCGUCUUUGUUCUCAAACCAGUGUAGACGUGUGGAGGCCCACAUGUUCAGAGCGGACCCCAAGAGUGUCCGCCCCGGAAGAGGGGCUGCAUUCACUGUUACGUGAAGGGUGAAGGGAGGAUGUAUGGGGGCCUACUCUUCUCAAUAUCAUGUAGGAACUUUAAAAGCCAAAAUACUAAUUAUUUCUUUGUAGUGUGUAAGAGGAAUGUUUUUUAAAAAAAGCAAACACCCAGCUCUUUGAGGAUUUUUAUCAACUCUUUACUCAGUAAUGCAGGUCACAUUCCAAUUAUGGAAGAUAUUUUUUAUACUUAAAUCGCAGUGGGGCUCACUCCCAGUCAGAGCAAUAGUCACGACUUCACGUCGAACCAGUAAACACGGAUCAUUUUUAAUAUGAAGAAGACCGGCAAUAAAGCUGUCUACUCACUUGCAAAUAUUGGUUAUAAGGUAUAGCCACUGAUAUUCUUUCCUGUUAGAAAUUCUUUUUGUCAUUAUUCAAGAACAUGUUUUUAAUCAUGCUAAUAAACUUUUUUGGAGAUGACUUUGGCAUCAUGUUUGAGUUACUCCAAGGCUUCCCCCAGCAUCUUUUAUUGUUCUGACUUCAGGGGUACCCAGACAGUAUCGCUCUGUGAAAAACAGACUUGAGUUAGUGGUAAAGGAAGGCCUCAGAGUGGGUGGGGGCCACGGGGAUUGCUGCAGACUGUGAGGAACACAGAGGCGCGGUGUAAAAACUCAAAAGGAUAACUUCAUAGCAUGCUUCAGGGGCCACCCCCAGUCCACUGCUCAGGCCGCUUGAGGACAUGCAAAGUGGCGGCUCUCAACUUGGUGACAGCUUAUGAGACACACCCUCAUAAUUUUGUUUUUCUAGACAAUCUCAGGUUCUCAGAAUUGAAGCGUUCAGUUGUGUCCUCUGACACGGUGCAACCAACCAAUGUUUUAACUCAGCUCCUCACUCUAAACUUGUAUACCUCUUUCCCAGAACUUGGUUCUUCUUGAAACCCUGAAUUGAGUGUACGAUUUACCAAGAAUAUGGUUUGACGAAGACCAGGCCAGGCUCACACAUGCUAGAAUCCAUGAGUGCCUCUAACUUUGUACCCUGUAAUACUAAAUAGAGGAUCUCAUUACCAAGAUCAAUAACCAUUGCAGAUAUUCCAAAGAGAGAGAGCACUUACCCCAGAAUCUCAAAUCGUAGUAGUAACAGAGACACCGACUUGAGAUUGUGGUUAUUAACAAUAUGUUAUCCUCACAACUUUCUUUCCUUUCUUUCUCAGCCAGGUGUUUCAUUAACUAUCCUCAUUUAUAUGCUCAUAGAAGCCAUCACACCAGCACAUUUACUGCAGCACCUGGAUCCAAAGGAGAAUUCAAGCUUUCAGAAGAAUCCCUUCUUCAUUAAGAUAGCAUGCCCACAUCCUCAUACCAGAGUCUUCCAUUGUUACUGUGUAGUCAUAAUAAGAGUUGGCUUAUGUGAUUUAUGCAAAAUUGUUAACUGGUGCAUUCUAAUGUUUGUUUGUUUUUUCCAGGAACUCAAAUAAGUGAAAUGCGAAUAAUUAGCACCCCAGACAGUAAAAAUAGAAAAGAGGAAAUGAGUUCACUUAAUGUAGUUUUUGUCUGAUUGAGUUUUGCUCCUUUAUAAAAUUGUCAGAAUCAGGGGCUGCUGGUUUAGACUGUCAAACAAGAGGGCAACGAGAAAGGCAAGGUUAGCUGAACCUGUUCCAUAACCUUGAAAUCGCUAAUUUGAGAGUCUGUGAAAGCAAUACCACUACCUUUACCCUGCUCCCCCAAAGCUGAGAAAACACAGACACCUUUGUGUUUCAGCAUGAAAAAAAAAAAGUUUCUUGAAGUUGGAAGUUUUCUCGAGACCAGCUUGCUAAAAGUACCAUCUUAAGGUGAAAAUUCAAACCAGCAGAUCCAUCCACCUUUGUCUGUCUGCCCUGGACAGUCCUCGGCAUGUCACCACGGCCACUAGAUGGCAGUGCUGUUGAGGAAGUGUCCACGGCUUCUUCCCUCACCCUCCUCUAAAUGGAAUCAUGUUCUCCCUUGCAAAGUACAAUAAAGCUGCCUUCUUGUCUGCACCA